AUGGCUUCUCGUUUCCGAUCAUUCUCACAACCAGCGUUCUCCCCAAUCAAAUCCACCAUCGCAAAACCCAAAUCCUCCUCACCGUUUCUCCUCAGAACUCGCUCUCCCGUCACCGUCCGGUCCAUCGCGGAGCUUGGUUGCGUGCAGAUAUUACUGCAGAACAGGUUCUACGGCUCAAGAGAGAUGUUUCAGGCUUGCAAGUUGUGA
Messenger RNA from Lathyrus sativus (Indian pea), 207 nucleotides. Lineage: Eukaryota; Viridiplantae; Streptophyta; Magnoliopsida; Fabales; Fabaceae. The record is from the annotation of a GenBank genome assembly.